Echinostoma caproni is the source of this 351-nucleotide messenger RNA. The record is from the annotation of a GenBank genome assembly. NCBI's taxonomy places the organism in Eukaryota, Metazoa, Platyhelminthes, Trematoda, Plagiorchiida, Echinostomatidae.
AUGGUUCGCCGACUAUGCAGUCCACACGUCCCGCUAGAUGAACUUGACCGACUGACCCAUGCUGUACUAGACAACGGUUAUCCCAUCGCAUUCAUCCGCAAGUACAGCAAGGCGAUCAACGCCAAGCCUAAUUCCCUAUCUGCCAAGAAGAAAGAUGUGGAAGAUAUGGAACUGCCUUUCAAGGGAGAUGAUGUACCAACAAAGAUAUCUCGACGUUUAACACACGCCGUCGAAAGAACGUACAAUACCGCAAGACUAAUGAUUGCCUACUGGACGUUUCAUUGCCUCACACGCACUAAUCUGGAUCGAAAGGACGUUAGUGUUACCUCCAACUGCAUCUGUUCAUUUUAA